Messenger RNA from Sordaria macrospora k-hell, 1437 nucleotides. RefSeq lists its product as uncharacterized. Lineage: Eukaryota; Fungi; Ascomycota; Sordariomycetes; Sordariales; Sordariaceae. The record is from RefSeq and is a predicted model, not a curated record. Gene Ontology annotation, molecular function: metallopeptidase activity. Gene Ontology annotation, biological process: proteolysis.
AUGCCGGGCCCAGCCCAUCAAUGCCGUCACGAGGUCUUGCAAGUAGACGUCUCGAGCUAUGCGAAAGAAGCGGGGUGCUCGCGUCCUUCGGAGGAACAGAGGCAGACAGCAGCAACAACAAAGCGAUCUGGUCGCCCGUAUAAUCAACCUGAAGGCGAAGACGCGUCCACCAUCUCACCGUACACCUUCCCAGCCCCACUCACGCUGCCUGACGAUCUGCUGGCUCUCGGCGACGAUGAACCUCCGCAGAGCAUGCUCUCUUGGAUUCGCCAGAGAACUCCGGUUACGCAGGCACGAAAGACCAUAUACGUGGUGCGCACGCCGACCGUCGACGAGGGAGUCUCAUUUAUGCAGCCAUGGACAGUCCCUACCACCACCACCAGCAGAAAGCUAAAAGCGGUCGAGCCUCCACGUGUGGCCGACGUUUCGGCUUAUCUAGAGGCCUUCUACUAUCCCCUCCCAGUGAAGACUCUCCCUCAAGAGGUGUCUUUCGUACCUUGGGAGACCCCCAAGCCCGAAAAGGGACGCAAGAAAAAGGCACCUAUGCCCAACUAUGUUGGUUUUCAGAUUGGCGAUGGAGUCACACGGGUCCGUACGCGUCCCUGCCCAGAUACCGUCUUUGGUGGUCAACUCAACCUGAAUGACCUAUUGGACGGAGCGUUGCACGUGCUUCCAGACGAUGCCUAUGCCAUUCUGCUGCUGGUUGAUCAUGACCUGUAUGAAGACGACGAAGACGACUUUUGCUGCGGCCGAGCUUACGGUGGUAGCCGAGUCUGCAUUGUCUCGUCGUCUCGCUACCAUCCCGCCCUUGACACACUGGACUAUUACAUUGUCGGUGGCAUUGACCUGGCCCAUAUGUGGCCGGCCUCCCAUUGCCAAGCCUUUGUUGAUGGUGUCUGCUCCCUACAUGACCCUCCUCCCCCGUCGAAGAAGAGAAAGCGGACACAGAAAAAGCUGGAGCCAAAAGCCCCAGCCGACAGCGUCCCCCCUGGCCUGGACGUACCUUCAACCCCCAUGGGUGCUGCGCUUCGGGCAGUUCAGCCUCUGUCACACUCGGCAAAGGAUCUCCAUGGACUAUGGUUCUCAAGGGUUGCUCGCACCGUCUCUCACGAGAUCGGUCACUGUUUCUGCUUGGGACAUUGCUCCUAUUAUGCUUGUGUUAUGCAGGGUACAACAAGUGUGGCAGAGGAUGUUAGACAACCUCCUUACUUGUGCCCUGUCUGCCUGGCAAAGGUCACACAUGCCCUGAUGGGCGUCUCACCCGACAUUGGAAACAAUGAGCAGGCAUACGUCGUGGAAAGAUACCAGGCCUUGAUGGAUUUCUGCCAAAGUUGGCUGCACGUGAGUAUGUUUGGUGGUUUCCAUGCAUGGCUUGAGAAAAGGGUCCAGAUUCUCUCCAUAGGGCGUAGUGCCUCUUCGCCUAUCUGCCUUAACUGA